GCCACCUGAGCAGGUGUGAGUGGGUGGAGCCUCCGUCUGUCUGUCACAGAUUUGCGGUGAUGGCGGCGGAGGAGCGCGACAGGAUUCCUGUGAUUACAGCCCUCUCCAGCAAAGCUGUACAGGAGUACGAAGGCCUACAGAGGAAGCACCAAACAGCAGCCAUAGAGUGCAAGCAGCUGGAGGAGGAGCGAGAUGAGGCCCUCAAGAAGCUCAGCGAGUUCCAACAGGUUUCUCAUAUGGUCAUUGAAGAAGUCACGGCCAUUCAAGAAAGCCUGGAAAUUGAGAGGACAUGUCGAGAAAGUGCAGAAGCCCUGGCCUCCAAGCUGAAUCAACAGAAUUGCUCUCUGAAGAGGAAGAGCAUGCUGCUGCUGUCACACCUCAGCCCAGAGACCAUCGCUGAGAUCAACCUCAAGGAUGAAGACAGGGAGGAAGAGGAUGAAGAUGUACAUACACUUAACAAAAUUUGCUUGUCACCUGACAGCAGGAACAUGAUCUCAGAACUGCAAAAUAAAUUGGAGUUGACACAAAAGGAGAAAAAUCUAACUGUGUCUGAACUACAAGCAGUAAAAGAGCAAUUGAAGCAAACCACUGAAGAACUGCUGAAAGAGAAAAACAACAACAUGGAUUUAUUUACAGAGGUGAAGCAACUAAAGAAGGUCUUGAGGAAAUAUAGCCAAGUCUCUCAGUUUGCAGUUGAAGAAUAUAACACCUUGCAAGACACCUUGGAACUGGAACGAGAUCUGAGGACAGAGGCAGAAAACUUUGCCAGAGAGAUGGUGGUAGAGCAAAGGGAGAUGAAAAGACAGAGUCAGAUCCUGAUGCAGAACUACUCUCCGAGCCAAGCCCUACAGGAAGCCCUCAACCAAGUUGCCAAACUCACCCAAGAUCUGGAAACAGAGAGGCUGGAGCACCAGCACCAGGUGAAGCAGAUGGAUGAGAAGCUGAGCAGCUGUGAAGCUCAGAAGGAGCUGACAGCAUUGAUACACAAAUUGGAGCUUAUGGAAUUCGAGAACCAGUACUACAUGGAGAGCCUUUCCAAGUCUGAAGAAAAGGUCAAAGAUCUGCAUUUCACUGUGGAAGAACUCAAUCAGAAGCUGCAGACAGCCACCAACCCACCCCCUGCUCCUCCUCCUCCUCCGCCACCACCUCCACCUCUUCCAACUCCAGAGUCAUCCUCCAACCCUCUCAGUGCCCUCCUUUUGUUGAUCCGAAAAAAGAGAAACAUCAGCGUUGACAUCCCACUUGUGGACCAAGACACCAAAUCAACAGACAUAAACAUAAGGCAGCAGGCUGUGGAGGAAAUGAUGCAGAGGAUCAAGAAAGGAGUUCAGCUUCGACCGAUCAGCCAGUCUCGCAUCAGAACCAGACAGGUGAAGCAGCUGCCACCUAAUUCUGCCAUUGAGGAACUUAAAGGAAUUAUGGAAAAUUUCAAUAGAAACUCCUCCAAACUAAAGCCAAAGAGUCCUUCAGCAAGCUGCGAUGACGAGCUACAGAGGAUCCUGCUGAGGCGGCGGGAUGCAGUGGAGUCCCAACACAACGCCAGUCUCACUGCCAUCGUAUCUCCACCAGUGUGAAGGAAGGACGUCAGAGUGCUCGUGGACUGGCCAGGAUGACCUAUCAUUUUAGCAUGUGUAGAAUUUUUGGGAUUAAUCUUUGUCAUCAGAAGAUGGCCAGAGAUUGUUGGUUCACAUUCAUGUCCAUUUUCUACAAGGAUCAUAAAUGAUUUGAAUUUGACCAAAAUCAAUGUGCUUUCUUAAGGAUUUAUUCUUUAUUUUUCAUGCUUUUAUUUAAUGAUUUCUUCUGACAACAAAGAAUGGUCAUCUGGGUUUUAGAGCCUUGAGGGUUUUUUGUUUGUUUUUUUCAGAGAGAAUUACAUCUUGAAAUUGUUAUUUCUAGACUGGGAUUUAACCCUGUAACCUCCUGGUUAGCAAUUACACACUGCAAUGUAGAUUUGCUUACUGUUGUCCCCUUAGGGUAGUAUCUCAUUGGGCUGCGGCUCGUGGAGAGUAGGCGGAGACCAGAAAUUGCACCAGAACAGAUGACAUCUUUUACAUGUGGCAUGUCACUGAAUUGGUCUGUAAUAAUCAAUAAAUAUUAAUUAAUAAUAAAUAAUAAUAAAAAAAUACAAGAAGGAAAUUGGACAGCUAGCCACUCGCGGACGUGUGAAUAGCCGGGCCGCGCAUCAAACUUCAUGGUCAGGCAGGACAUGUGGGCUCUGUGAUCCUUUGGAAGCACUCCGAUAAAAAUAAAAUAAAAUAAUGAACCCGGGGCGCUGGUGUUGUCCGCAUCCCCCACACACUCUGUCCAUGCCUGCACAAAGAAUCCAAGCCUUAAAUGUAUUUCUGAGGUCGUUAAUAAAAAUAAAAGAAUGAAGCCAGAGCGCUGGUGUUGUCCUGAUCCGCUGCACAGGUGACAUCCAGCACACUGUCCAUGCGUGCACGGGGGGGCCAUCGCCAGCAGCAUUAAACUUGUUUCCACUGCUGUCCUCAGCAAGAAAUAGAGGAAAACACAAUAAAUCCAGUUCAGUUCAUGGACAGACAGGACGUGUCCAGCCUGCUGACGCAUGUGCACGGCAGGUGGGUGCCAGUCAGAUUGCAGAGCUCGGUGACUGGAAGAUGCUGGAUUUGUUCGGCCGUUUAAAGAGGUACUGUUCCUCUUUGAUCAUAUACGGGUUCUUUUAGAAAAGUAUCUGACCUUUUUAUUUUUUGCAAUAACCUUAUGGAUUUGAAUCACGUGUGAUUGCAUCAGCCAAGCUUGAACCUUCGUGCUGAUGCGUGAGUUUUU
Molecule: messenger RNA, 2784 nt
Organism: Thalassophryne amazonica
Lineage: Eukaryota; Metazoa; Chordata; Actinopteri; Batrachoidiformes; Batrachoididae
Gene: shtn1
Product: shootin 1
Exons: 16
Coding region: 60-1574 (504 amino acids)
Source: RefSeq, a predicted model, not a curated record